CGCGCAUGUCCUUUACUAAUAUCAGCGAUUGUAUUUAUGGAGAGCCAUUAACACCUAAUAAACUAUCAUUGCAAAAACAAUCGUAGGCUACUUGUACGGGUUGCUUGUUGACAAUACCAGUAAAACGAAUGGUUUAGUUGUUUCGUUUAACUUUAAUAGAUACAUUUCUUAAAGUCAGCAAAUUUCUUGUUGCCAAAAUGUCGGGAUAAGACAUGAGGGAAUCAUGUGCGCCGUUUUGCAAAUUUCCUUCGGUGGUUUCUAGCGCGGAGGGAGUACGCUACUUGGGCAAAUACCUGCAUUCACCAAGGGCAGUUCAUCGUAAUGCUCUCUAAAUACGAAAAAGAGCUUCUUGUUACCAUUUGGGAAAAAAUGUCCCUUAAGGCUGAAGACAUAGGUUCUGAUGCGCUUUUCAGGAUGUUUACAGUAUUUCCUAAAACCAAGACCUACUUUGCCCACAUAGACAUCAGUCCACGAUCCCCCCAUCUUCUUUCCCAUGGUAAAAAGAUUAUUCUGGCGAUAGCACGAGGGGCGAGGAACAUCGAUUCGCUGACCACCACAUUGGCGCCUCUCAGUGCGUUGCAUGCCUACCAUCUGAGGAUACAUCCUACUAAUUUCAAGCUCCUGUCUCACUGUCUCCUGGUGACAUUGGCAACCGAGAUGUCUGAUGAGUUCACACCAGCUGCACAUGCUGCCACGGAUAAGUUCCUCUCAGCAUUCUCAGCUGUGCUUGCUGAGAAAUACAGAUAGGAUGCUUUGUCAAGACAAACAUGCUAAAUUGUGUGUUAGGCUCUGAAAAUAGCCCAAAACAGUGGUUCCCAAACUCCUGUGCAAGCUGGUUUUCAUUCUAACCAAAAUUGCAAUUCCAUAAUUUUAACAAGCUAUUUAUUUUUCAUGAAUACCCUUUUCAUCUUUUGAUGGAUUGCUUACCCUCUUAAGACACAUUAUGUCAGAAAUACACUGCCUGGCCAAAAAGAAAAGUCGCCAUUUUUUGGACAGUGCCCACUGUACAAGUCUCCGGAGGCAGUGCUAUGAUCUAGGGUUGCUUCAAUUGGUCAGGUCUAGGCUCAGCAACAUUAUGCGGCAAUAAAAUGAAGUCAGCUGAGUACCUGAAUGUACUGAAUGGCCAGGUUAUCCCAUCAAUGGAUUUUUUCUUCCCUGAUGGCACGGGCAUAUUCCGGGACAACGAUGCCAAGAUUCAUCGGGCUCAAAUUGUGAAAGAGUGGUUCUCGGAGCAUGAGGAAUCAUUUUCACACAUGAAUUGGCCACCACAGAGUCCUGACCUUAACCCCAUUGAAAGUCUUUGGGAUGUGCUGGAGAAGACUUUAAGGAGUGGUUCGACUCUCCCGUCGUCAAUACAAGAUAAUGCAAUUCUGGAUGGAAAUAAGUGUUGUGACGUUGCAUAAGGUUGUCGAAACACGCCACGGCGAAUGCGCGCCGUAAUCAAAGCUAAAGGUGGUCUGACGAAAUAGUGCGUGACUUUUUUUUUGGCCAGGCAGUGUAGUUAAGCAUGCCAUGAAGAGUACAAGUCCCACGUUCACAUUGUGCUUACCUGUACUGUAUAGCGAACAAUUACAUGAAAUGAGUAUGAAAAAAACUUCAUAGAUCAAAUUAGACUUGCGUGUGUCAACAGGCUUCUAAUUAGUGAACGUGUGGACACAUGGCCACUAAAACUAAUUAUUGGUAGAUAAUGAGGAAUUCAAAGACAAUGCAAAGAUAACAAAACCAAACUUGCAUUGUGUUAAUACAAUUAAGGAAAAGAUAUAAAAGAAUUAGACACGUGUUGAACUAUUUUAACUGAGCAAGAUACUGGGUGCAACAAAAAGCAACAUAUUGUACACAGGAGUCCCCAGGACAGAAUUUCAGAAUCACUAGCCUAAAGAAUGCUUUAUAUGUUAUAUUUUUGUAAUGAAACUUAAAAUAAAACUAAAUUAUACUGCUGCUGUUUCUCUUUAAAUAUCUUUCAAUGUAUAAAUGUAGGAAAUGUCUUUAUUUUUGGCUCUGUAUUUUUAAAUUAAAACCACUGAAACAAUAAAAAUACUUGAUUUUCUUUUGCCACUUGA
Molecule: messenger RNA, 2060 nt
Organism: Anguilla anguilla (European eel)
Lineage: Eukaryota; Metazoa; Chordata; Actinopteri; Anguilliformes; Anguillidae
Gene: hbae4
Exons: 3
Coding region: 322-747 (141 amino acids)
Biological process (GO): hydrogen peroxide catabolic process; oxygen transport
Cellular component (GO): haptoglobin-hemoglobin complex; blood microparticle; hemoglobin complex
Molecular function (GO): peroxidase activity; organic acid binding; oxygen binding
Source: RefSeq, a predicted model, not a curated record